AUGGAGACGAUCUCCAGAAUCUCUUCGAUGCUGGAAACAGCUCGAGAGCUCACCCUCGAAGCAGCCCAGUCGGCGUCUAUGUCUCGAGGAACGGGUAUUGGCACAUCUUCCCGCGAUAUCGGCGUCUCUCACAUCAAGAAACUCCUGGACUCUCGCAGUGACCGUGACGUUUUGGACGGUUUGCGCCGGAUCAUCUCUCUCAUGUACCGUUCCGAACCCUCUCUUCCUUUCUUCUCCGCCGUCGUGAAAAAUGUCCAAAGUGCGAAUCUUGAGGUCAAGAAGUUGGUCUAUAUUUAUCUCGUUCACCACGCGGAAACCGAGCCCGAUCUCGCUCUUUUAUCUAUCAAUGCGAUCCAAAAAUCCCUCACGGACCAGAAUCCUCAGGCACGGGCCAUGGCGCUCCGCACGAUGGCUAGUAUUAGAGUACCGGUGAUCAACCAGAUCGUGUCACUAGCGAUUAAACGGGGCUGCGGCGAUAUGAGCCCACAUGUCCGGAAAACGGCUGCGCUUGCUAUCCCGAAGUGCUACAGGCUGGAUCCCACCACCCAGCCGCAGCUCGUUGGGUAUAUAGCGACAUUGCUAGGUGAUAGUCAAUACUUUGUUGCUGGUCCAGCGGUCUCUGCAUUCUUGGAAGUCUGCCCCGAGAGGAUCGAUCUGAUCCAUAAGAAUUAUCGGAGUUUAGUCAAGAAACUUGUGGAUAUGGACGAAUGGAGUCAGUUGGCAACUAUGCGUUUGCUGGCUAUUUACGCUCGGAAGUGCUUCCCCUUGAGGACUAGAAAGGUGCAAAGGAGCCCAGAAAAGUCACAAGGGUUCUACGAUGAUGAUAACGGCAACGGUACUAAUCAGGACGACACGGACACGUAUGAAGUUCUAAUUCUCGACCCAGACCUCGAACUGUUUCUGCGGUCAUGCAAGUUACUUUUGCAGAGUCGCAACUCCGCCGUUGUUGUUGCUGUUGCCCGGUGUUUUCUUUACCUUGCGCCGACGGAAUAUCUUGCUGAUGCUGUUGGUCCCUUGGUCGCCCUGCUUCGGAGCCCUCAGGAUGUGCAGCUUAUUGCACUAUACAACAUUGUGGUUGUCGCUUUGCGAUAUCCAAAACUGUUCACCAAAUAUAUCUCGCAUUUUCUUGUACACGCGCGGGACCCUUCCCAUAUCUGGCACCUCAAGCUCGAAGCCCUAACGAUACUCUUCCCCCACGGCGGUAACCAUUUCAAGAGUGUGAUUAUUAGUGAGCUCGAACAUUUUGCUCAGGGUGCCGAUCCAGACUUGGUGCGCGAGAGCGUACGCGCAUUGGGACGCUGUGCACAAGGUGAUCCCAACACGGCUGAUAAAUGUCUACGUAUUCUGCUUCAUCAAAUUACAAGUCUUGAUGAAAAUCUUGUUGCAGAGUCGCUGACUGUUAUUCGACACCUUAUCCAACAUGAUCCGGGUUCGCAUGAGCAGACCGUCAUUCAAUUAGUAAAACAUCUCGGGCUAACAACAAACCCCGAUGCGAGAGCAACUAUUGUGUGGCUGGUUGGAGAAUAUGCCGGACUUGAGCCUGACAGGAACUUUGCUCCGGACGUCCUACGCGUUUUAGUGCAAAACUUUUCGGACGAGUCGGAAGCCGUAAAGCAACAGAUCCUUCUUUUGGGAGCUAAAGUUUAUCUCCAUCAUAUUUUACGAAACCCACCCAAGGAAGAAACCCCAAAGGAACUGGAGGCCCGGCCUCAGUUUAAUAACGAGUGGACCGACGUUGACAACGGAGAGCAGAAUGGGCCAAAUGGCACUGAGGAGAAACAGAACGAACCUGAGGAAGAGGAUACGAUGUCUCUUCUCUGGCGCUACAUACUUCUUCUGGCAAGGUACGACACGUCUUACGACCUCCGGGACAGGGCUCGCCUAUACAAAACCCUUCUUUCUACGCCGUCGUCGACUCAAAUCGCAAAUCUGCUUCUUCUUGCUCCGAAACCGGCUCCGCAUACCGCAAGCCCAUCCGAGACGCGAAAGGACUUACUUAUUGGCACCUCAACACUUAUCUUGGGCUCGGAUGUUGGCAUCCAUGGUCUUCGAGGGUACGAAAAUCUACCAAAUUGGGUUGAAGCCGGACAGGAGCCUGACCCGAAACUUCGUGAAUCUGAGGUUAAAGCCGACAAGCCAGUGUCAGGGGCCGGUACUGCAGGCGAGCAGCUUGACAGAGCGCUCAGAGAGCAUGAGGCUAUUGCAGCUGCCUCAAGCAAAGCUCAAGCAAGCCGCGUGAAGGAAGUAGCACCUGUUCCUAAGACCAAGUCCCUUGACCAAUGGCUUGACGAGCCUGAGUCUGAAACAGAGGAGGAGACUGAGGAAGAAACUGAGUAUGAAGAAGUGACAGACUCCGAGGAGGAAGAUGAAGAGGGGUCGUCUGAAGAGUACGAAACCGACGAGGAAGAGGGCGACUCGGAUGAGCGCGAGCAAGCCUCUCGACAACUUCUAGCUUAA
Messenger RNA from Aspergillus puulaauensis, 2457 nucleotides. It is a transcript of the gene APL6, whose product is annotated as AP-3 complex subunit beta. The transcript is spliced from 3 exons. Bases 1 to 2457 code for a protein of 818 amino acids. The record is from RefSeq and is a predicted model, not a curated record. Lineage: Eukaryota; Fungi; Ascomycota; Eurotiomycetes; Eurotiales; Aspergillaceae. Gene Ontology annotation, cellular component: AP-3 adaptor complex; membrane coat. Gene Ontology annotation, biological process: vesicle-mediated transport; intracellular protein transport.